GACCGGAGUAUAAGAGGGUCAGACGGUAGGGGAAAGCUGAAGCUGGAGUCAUGGCUGUCCUGUGGCUGCUGUUCUGUCUUGGCUUUAUCUCUACAGCCUGUGGCUGCGGGGUCCCUGCUAUCCCCCCGGCCGUCACUAUCUACUCCAGGAUCGUGAAUGGAGAGGAUGCAGUGCCUCAUUCCUGGCCCUGGCAGGUCUCUCUGCAGAAUAGCGAGGGUUUUCAUUUCUGCGGUGGAUCUCUAAUCAAUGAGUCGUGGGUGGUGACUGCGGCUCACUGCAGCGUGAGGACAUCCAAUCGAGUAGUCCUGGGAGAGCAUGACCAAUCUUCUGAUUCAGAGCCCAUUCAGAUCAUGAGUGUUGGCAAGGUGUUCAAGCACCCCAUGUUCAAACACCUAAACAACGACAUCCUCCUGAUCAAGCUCUCCUCGCCUGCUCAGCUGAAUGAUCACGUGUCUCCUGUGUGUGCGGCUGAGACCAACGACACCUUCCCUGGUGGUGUGAAGUGUGUGACUACAGGAUGGGGUCUGACCAAGUUUAAUGCUCCUGAUACACCGGCGGUGCUUCAGCAGGCCACCCUACCCCUACUGACCAACGACGACUGCAGGCAUCACUGGGGAUCCCGUAUCACUGAGCAGAUGAUCUGUGCUGGAGCUGCUGGAGCCUCCUCAUGCAUGGGUGACUCUGGUGGUCCUCUGGUGUGUCAGAAGGAUAAUCGCUGGACUCUGGUUGGUAUCGUGUCCUGGGGCAGCGGCACCUGCUCCACCUCCAUGCCCGCAGUGUACACUGUAAGCCCGGAUAAGUUGAUGUACGCCCGUGUUACCCAGCUCCGUGCCUGGAUGGAUCAGACCAUGGCUGAUAAUUAAAAUCACAUGAUGGGUUAUAUUUUUAUAUACAGUGACUUAAGGAAUAAAUAAGCACACUGUCAUCCUGGAUAAGUUUAAGAAUUUAAAUAAAUUAUUUGAGGAAACUGGUUGCCUUUAAGAUUGUUAAGUAAUGUUUACUGAAAACUAGACUUAAUUAAACUUAUUUUAUCUUAUUUUAUGCCUAAUUUUACAAUGUUACUGUAUGCCUGAAUUGUUAAAAAAGU
This is a messenger RNA of Astyanax mexicanus (Mexican tetra), 1087 nucleotides long. Its product is annotated as chymotrypsin A-like. The coding region runs from base 51 to 863 and encodes 270 amino acids. Gene Ontology annotation, biological process: proteolysis. The transcript has 8 exons. Lineage: Eukaryota; Metazoa; Chordata; Actinopteri; Characiformes; Acestrorhamphidae. The record is from RefSeq and is a predicted model, not a curated record. Gene Ontology annotation, molecular function: serine-type endopeptidase activity.